Mycotypha africana is the source of this 366-nucleotide messenger RNA. RefSeq names its product yippee zinc-binding/DNA-binding /Mis18, centromere assembly-domain-containing protein. The record is from RefSeq and is a predicted model, not a curated record. Gene Ontology annotation, cellular component: ubiquitin ligase complex. The transcript has 4 exons. NCBI's taxonomy places the organism in Eukaryota, Fungi, Mucoromycota, Mucoromycetes, Mucorales, Mycotyphaceae. Bases 1 to 366 code for a protein of 121 amino acids.
AUGGGUCUUAAAUACCGGGUUUACUUGGAGGGAAACUGCACUGUUUAUGGAUGCAUAAAAUGUGGAACUCACUUGGCAAUGUCUGAAGCCAUUAUGUCCAAACAAUUCCAAGGCCAACAUGGUCAGGCAUACUUGUUUGAUGAAGUUGUCAAUAUCAGUUUUGGAAAGGCCGAAGACAGAGAAAUGUCAACUGGUUUACAUAGAGUGAGAGACAUCCACUGUAUUCAAUGUGCAUCCUUGCUUGGUUGGACUUACGUCAAGGCUUACGAUAAUGACAAUCGGUAUAAAGAAGGAAAGUUCAUACUUGAAAGAAAGCUUUUAAGAGAUUUGGCAAUGGCCAAGGUACAUCCUAAAAGCCGCAAGUAA